AUGAAAACCUACAUCUGCAAGCUCCCGACGUUAGCCACCCCGGUGCCCGGAGACCCACUGCUCCUUUACCUAUCUGCCUCUAAGACGACCAUAAGCGCGGUCAUGAUGGUGGAACGGGAGGGGAAACAGAUUCCCAUAUAUUUCAUCAGUAGAACACUUAAGGGGCCUGAGGAACGGUAUAUGCCUUUAGAGAAACUUGCGUUGGCCCUGGUUUUUGCAUCUCGGAGGCUCAGAAGGUACUUUCAGGGGCAUAAGGUCACCUUAGUAACUGAUCAACCCCUCCAGAAAGUGCUUAGAAAACCGGAACAGUCAGGACGACUGGCUAAAUGGGCCGUAGAAUUGGGGGAACAUUCUCUGAAGUUCAAGCCCAGGACAGCUAUGAAGGGACAAAUACUGGCUGACUUCCUAGCAGAAGUCCCCGAGGACGAAGAAAGGGAACUACUAAAGUGGGAAGCUUUGGAGGAAGAAGAAAAGAAAAGGGAAGACGAAGCUGUCUGGAAGUUGUUCACUGAUGGAGCAUCUAGUGAAGAGGGGAAUGGUGCAGGCAUCACACUAGUAAGCCCCGAGGGGGUUGAGCUGACGUAUGCCAUAAGGUUGGACUUCGAAAACACAAACAAUACCGCCGAGUAUGAAGCCCUCUUAGCAGGGAUGAGGUUGGCACAGAAGAUGAAGGCAAAACACGUGGAGGCUAGUAUCGAUUCACAGUUGGUAGUAAAGCAGUACCAGGGGAAAUAUGAAGCCAAGGAUAGCAUCAUGGCUCGGUAUGUGGCGAAAGUUAAGGAGACAUCUAAGGCAUUCGUAACCUUCAAACUGGAAUAUAUCUCUCGAGGGAGGAACCGGAAGUCUGAUGCACUCAGCAAGUUAGCUUCAGUAGCAUUCGACCACCUCGCGAAGGAGGUCAAUGUAGAGGUCCUGACGUCCCCAUCCCUUGACAUAAUGGAAGUGGCCACGAUCGAAGGUUCCCAAGAAACAUGGAUGACCCCAAUCAUUAAAUUCCUACGGGACGGGACUUUACCCGAGGGGGAAUGGGCGGCCAGAAAGAUAAGAGUCAAAGCUCUACAAUAUGAACUGAUUGGAGGGGAGCUAUACCGAAGGUCGUACCUGUGUCCGUCCCUAAAGUGCAUAGAUAUGGAAGAGGCCGAAUAUGUCGUCAGGGAAAUGCACGAGGGGAUCUGUGGAAUGCACUCAGGACCAAGAAUGGUUGUGAGAAGGACAAUGAACGCAGGGUUCUACUGGCCGCGAAUGUACGAGACGGCAUCUAAAGAGAUCAAGAAGUGUGAUAACUGCCAAGUACAUGCACCAAUGACCCAUCAGCACAAACACCCUAUGGUCCCGGUCUCAACAUCUUGGCCAUUCCAGAAAUGGGCCAUUGACAUAAUCGGGCCUUUUCCGAAAGGCCCAGGAGGGGUCAAAUACGUGGUGGUGGCCAUUGAUUAUUUCACUAAGUGGAUCUAA
Helianthus annuus (common sunflower) is the source of this 1455-nucleotide messenger RNA. RefSeq lists its product as uncharacterized. Gene Ontology annotation, molecular function: RNA-DNA hybrid ribonuclease activity; nucleic acid binding. The transcript has a single exon. Gene Ontology annotation, biological process: DNA integration. Lineage: Eukaryota; Viridiplantae; Streptophyta; Magnoliopsida; Asterales; Asteraceae. The record is from RefSeq and is a predicted model, not a curated record. The coding region runs from base 1 to 1455 and encodes 484 amino acids.